ACAUUUACCCUAUAUCUGGUUGUUAGCAUACUUGCAUACCUGAUCCUUAUUGAUUAGCCCAGGUCACAUGACCUGAAAUUAUUUGGUAGGGCCUUUUUAUUCUGGUAAAGUCUUUACUCUGGUAAAGUCUUUACUCUCUAUUGGGAGAGUGUUUUUAUUACACAGAAGGGUUUUUAAGUUAUAGUGUUAGCAAGAUGCUGGAAUAUUUUGUAGGGACCUGGAAGUUUGUUUCUCAUUUAAACUUAAGUGACUACACUCAGGCUUUUGCUUUUGCCAAUUUACAUGGCUUUGGAAUUACAACACGGGAUCAUGAUAGCCUACCUAAACCUAUUAUAACUAUAAGUAGAGCUGGUGAUGUGAUGAUGAUAAAAACUGAGAGCCCUAUUGAAAAAACAGAGACCUCCUUCAAGCUGGGCCAGGAGUUUGAAGAAACCACAGCAGAUAACAGGAAAACCAAGAGUCUUGUGACCAUGGAGGAUGAUGGGUCACUGCUUCAUGCGCAGAAGUGGGGUGGGAACAGAACUCUGAUAAGGAGGAAAGUGGUAGAUAACAUCAUGGUGGUGGAGUGCACAAUAAAAAAUGUCACUUCCUCAAGAGUGUAUCAAAGAGUACAAGAAAAGCAUUUUGGUGAGCCUUAAGUCUGCAGUCAUGAAGUGUUAGGUACCAGAACAGAUGACAACUCUAUGGAUCGCUUGCCAUGCUGUAAAAGGGCUCUGAUUUUUAAUCUUUUAACACAGGAGUCAAUCGGUAACCUGGAUGUUGAAUACUCAAAUAAAGAUAUUCAACUGUUUUUGAAA
Rhineura floridana is the source of this 797-nucleotide messenger RNA. RefSeq names its product myelin P2 protein-like. Lineage: Eukaryota; Metazoa; Chordata; Lepidosauria; Squamata; Rhineuridae. The record is from RefSeq and is a predicted model, not a curated record. Gene Ontology annotation, molecular function: fatty acid binding. Gene Ontology annotation, biological process: fatty acid transport. Gene Ontology annotation, cellular component: cytosol; nucleus. The transcript has 4 exons. Bases 195 to 638 code for a protein of 147 amino acids.